UGGCAGCGCAAUUGGUGGAUUUUUUUUAAACCGCCGUGGAGGGGGCGGCGUGCGCUCGGCUGCCGGCUGCAGCUCCGCUCGGCUCCGCUCACUCUCCGGGCCGCGCUCCCUGCCGCCGCCGCCGCCGCGAUGAAGGUGCUGGGACACAAGCUCGAGCUGCUGACAGGGCUCCUGCUGCACGACGUGACCAUGGCCGGGCUUCAGGAGCUGCGAUUCCCGGAAGAGAAGCCACUGCUCCGGGGUCAGGACGUCGCAGAGCUGGAGAACCCUGACACCUUCCUGUCAGCCGUGGACACAGAUUGGAAGGAACACGACAUUGAGACGCCUUACGGGCUUCUACACGUGGUGAUCCGGGGUUCCCCCAAGGGCACCCGCCCAGCCAUCCUCACCUACCAUGACGUGGGCCUCAAUCACAAGCUGUGUUUCAACACCUUCUUCAACUUUGAGGACAUGCAGGAGAUCACCAAGCACUUUGUGGUAUGCCACGUGGAUGCCCCUGGACAGCAGGUGGGGGCGUCGCAGUUUCCUCAGGGGUACCAGUUCCCCUCCAUGGAGCAGCUGGCUGCCAUGCUCCCCAGUGUGGUGCAGCACUUUGGGUUCAAGUACAUCAUUGGCAUUGGAGUGGGAGCCGGGGCCUACGUGCUGGCCAAGUUUGCACUCAUCUUCCCCGACCUGGUGGAGGGGCUGGUGCUCAUGAACAUCGACCCCAACGGCAAGGGCUGGAUCGACUGGGCAGCCACCAAGCUCUCCGGCUUGACCAGUACUUUGCCAGACACGGUGCUCUCCCACCUCUUCAGCCAGGAGGAGCUGGUGAACAACACGGAGCUGGUGCAGAGCUACCGGCAGCAGAUCGGGAACGUGGUGAACCAGGCCAACCUGCAGCUCUUCUGGAACAUGUACAACAGCCGAAGAGACCUGGACAUUAACCGGCCUGGAACGGUGCCCAAUGCCAAGACGCUCCGUUGCCCCGUGAUGCUGGUGGUCGGGGACAAUGCACCUGCUGAGGAUGGAGUGGUCGAAUGCAACUCCAAACUGGACCCGACCACCACGACCUUCCUGAAGAUGGCAGAUUCCGGGGGGCUCCCUCAGGUCACACAGCCGGGGAAGCUGACAGAGGCCUUCAAAUACUUCCUGCAAGGCAUGGGCUACAUUGCAUACUUGAAGGACCGAAGGCUGAGUGGAGGAGCAGUGCCCUCGGCCAGCAUGACCCGUCUGGCACGCUCCCGCACCGCGUCCCUCACCAGUGCUGGCUCCGUGGAUGGCAGCCGCUCACAGCCCUGCGCCCACUCAGAGAGCAGCGAGGGGCUGGGCCAGGUCAACCACACCAUGGAGGUGUCCUGCUGAAGCCCUUGGUCCCUGGCCAAGAUGCUCUCCUGUCCUCUCGCCCACAUCAAGGUCCCACUGCCAUCCCUACGCCAGCUCAUUUUCCCUUUAUUUUUGUGAGGGUGAACAGGAGGAAAUGGGGUUACUUCUCUUUCGUUUAAAAAAAAAUGAGGGAUCCACCUUGGGUGCUGCAGCAGCACGGUCUUCAGAUGGUUUGAGGGGCUUGCCACACCCUAUCUCCCUCACUGUGUUGACCUGACUGCCGUGGUCCCUGUCUUCCUGGCCCGCUGCCCAGGCCCAGUUGGAGGUGAUGGGGGAGGGGUGGUUAAGGAAAGAGUUGGAGCCCUUCCUGGGCCAGGACCCAAGACCAUCCCGGAUUAAAGCCCUGGGUGGGAGUGGAGGAGAUGAAUGGGGUUCUGCGAUGAUUGGUGCUGGGCUCUGACCCUGAUGCAGAAGACUGGAGACAGCAAUGGGGAGCACCAGAAGACCCUGUCCCUUCAGACGGUCAAGCACAUGAGGCUCUGACCUGUAAGACAGGUGAUGGCCACCUGGACUGAGCCACAGGGGGCAGCUGUUACCCAGGUGCUCUCUGGGGCUGGCUGGUGCUGUAGAGCUGGGCAGGUAGGGGUUGAAGAUAGAACCAGGAGAACCCACACGUUCGGCCCCCUCUGGCUUGUCCCUUUCUGAGCCCAGGUCUCCCUGAGGCGUGAGUCCCCUGGCCCUUUCUCCCUAGUGACCUGGCUGGGGGCAGAGGGAAAGGCUAGGAUUGCUCUUGGGUGGUGUGUGUACCUCUGAGAACUUCCGGAGUAACUGCUGUGGAAGCCAGCAGAGGGGCCGAGGCAGCGUAGCUGAGAACACCUGUAGACCCCGUUGCCUCUGCUGUCACAGGGCAUCCACUCAGCACAGCACUGCUACAGGCAUCACUGAGACGGUCAGUUUACCAGGAGGGACCAGCCCUGGGCAACAGCAAGGCCCCUAGAGAGGGUACGGCUGGGGCUUGCUGAGUCCUGGGGUCCUUGCUGAGUCCUUGCUGAAGGUUCUCCAAGUGAAUAGGAUCAGGAAGUAGGGAGAGGCUCCCACACACCCCAGCCCUUUCCUGCCACCUAAGCCCAGGACUGCCAUCUACUUCGGUCCACCCAGCCUGGUCAGGUAGACUCUCCCAGCCCAGAAGCCAGAGCCAUUUGUUUUAUACCCUAAAUCAACAAAUCCCCAAACAGAGCAGGAAGAGAGCACUGAAAAAACUGAAAGGCUGUGGAGGUGGGAAGGGUCGUGUGGGGUGUUCUGAGGCUGAGGACACCUAGACCCCUAUUUCAUCGGCACACAUCACCCCCUUCCGUGAUCUUAAGCCAUUGCUAGACCGAGAGCCUAGUGGAGUGUAGUCUGCCCCGUUCUGCUCACUCACGUGCUUCCUUUCAAUAUUGAAUGUGACUGUCUCAAGCUGGUAGAAUUAAUCUCUCUUAAUGUAGACAGCACUGCGAGUACUGUUUUUUUUUUUUUUUUUAAUUUUUUUGCUGUGUUCUUUCAGAUGAGAUAUAUAAAUAUCUAUACAUUAUAUAUAUAUAUGUAUAUUGGGUCUUCCUGGGUGUGGUUUUCCAUCGGAGGUUGUCUCUUCUUUGGUCAAGGUGAAUUUAUUUUCUUCUCUGUACAAAGUUAAGAGCCUUCUUUUGUGUAUUCUGGUGGCUGAUGUCAUGAGAUUUUGAGAUGACAAAAUGUAAAACAAAAACCCUUGUCAAUGUAGAAAGUUAACUGCUGAAAAACUAAUAAAGAAACUAAGAAGAG
This is a messenger RNA of Cavia porcellus (domestic guinea pig), 3102 nucleotides long. It is a transcript of the gene Ndrg4, whose product is annotated as NDRG family member 4. Gene Ontology annotation, cellular component: cytoplasm. The transcript has 17 exons. NCBI's taxonomy places the organism in Eukaryota, Metazoa, Chordata, Mammalia, Rodentia, Caviidae. Bases 130 to 1344 code for a protein of 404 amino acids. The record is from RefSeq and is a predicted model, not a curated record. Gene Ontology annotation, biological process: positive regulation of ERK1 and ERK2 cascade; signal transduction.